CUCAGGAAGUGGGGAGCAAACAGCACAGCACAGUGGAGUGUGUAUGUACAAUGUAAUCACUGCUUCAAACUUAACUUUAGGAAAUAUCACUUGUAAAAAAUGGAAAACUCUAAAGAGGACUACAAGAUUCAGUCUUUCGACUUGGAGACCCAGAAGCUGCUGAAAACAGCCCUGAAAGAGCCCAGCACGGUGGACCUGGAGAAGGUGACCAAUGUCCUCGUGGACCAGUCUUUGAAGGACCGGGUCUUCAGCAAAGAGGCAGGACGCAUUUGCUACACUAUCGUUCAGGCUGAGGCCAAGCACAACAACGGAAACGUGUUCCGGCGAAAUCUGCUCAACCGGCUGCAGCUGGAGUUCGUGGCCCGGGAGGACACGCGGCUUCGCUCGCUGCAGGAGUGGGUCUGCUUCGUCACCUUCAUCUGCAACGUCUUCGACUACCUCAAGGUGAACAACAUGCCUAUGGUGGCUCUGGUGCAUCCUGUGUUUGACUGCCUGUUAAGGCUGGCUCAGCCCGACUCACUGAACAACGAGGAAGAGGUAGACUGCCUGGUGCUCCAGCUGCACCGCAUCGGGGACCAGCUGGAGAAGAUGGACGGACAGAAGAUGGACGAGCUCUUCUACCUGCUGCGGGAUGGCUUCCUACUGCAGGAGGGCCUGAGCUCCAUGGCCCGUCUUCUGCUACUGGAGAUCCUGGAGUUCAGAGCCGGGGGCUGGAUGCUCAGCGACACGGCCCAGAAAUACUACUACAGCGAAGUCACCGACUAGACUGAGGCUAGGCCAGGCUACAGUAGGUGGAUGGUGUUCAAUAGGAACAAAAUGGGAUUGAACGAGCUCGGGUUGGAAUCUCCCGUUUCGUGUUUACUGAAUGUGACCCUGAAUGAUAGUAUUGGGAGAGGGGCUGCAUAGUGGAUGAUUCCAGAAAGGACACUUUUUUUUGCUGGGCUUUGCCAUGGGGUAGCCACUAGUCAGUGUGGUUAGCAGCAGGGAUAUUUCCACUAGCCAGAUAGUCGGUUUGAAAUGUGCAAUUGUAAAUGGUUGUUAAAAGGUUUUUGUUGGCGAGAUGUGUAUUUGAAUUGGGUUGGUUUGAAGCAAGUUUGACUGAAUUUCAGGAUAUUUCGUGGGUUCGAUUUGCAGUUUUUACUCCAGUCAAAUUAUUUAUUGUUAAUCCCUUUGCUUUCUGACAUUCCAAUGUUAUGAGACAUUUCACUAUUGUACAUAAGUAGUUCAGAUACACAUUCCAGUCACGUGGGCUUGACCAUGAUUGAGUUAAUCUUAUAGAUCUUCUGCCAGUCGUUACUGAUACUGUUUUCAAAGGUGAUGAUCUUCGUUACUUUUUCUACAAAGAAUCUUGAGAGGUCUGCAGAACGUUUCGGGAGCUUAGACAUUCAUUAGGCCCAAGUGAAUGUAGGGAUCAAAUUAUGAUCUUACAAUCAAUGCUUUACAAAAUAGGCUGCUUUUACACAGACAGCCCAAUUCUGGUCUUUAUUUUGUUUUACCAGUAAUUGGUGUUUUUACCAAUCAGAUUAGCUCUUUUGCCAAUAAUUAGGCAAAAUAUCAGAGUUGGGCUGUCUGUCUAAAUACAGCCAUAGGGUCCAAAUCAAUUGUACAAAAUACUUUACAGUCAACGUUUGUUAUAAAAGCACCUGUUGUUUGAGUGGUAGAUUAAAAUGACUGAAAAGCAUUUUGGCUUGAGUUGAGGGAUUUUUGGGUCCACCCUGCUGCCAAUGACUCUUAAGCCUCUUUGUUUCCAUUAUGGUCAAAAAACACAUGACAAGAGAGGGUGACAAUUUGUUAUUAUUAGGAUUUGGGACCAAGAGAUUUGUCAAAAGUAAUUUAUAAUAUUUCCUUUCUGAAAAUAUCAAUAUAUUUUACUUUUUAUGGUCUGAAUCCUAGUUUCUGAAUUGUUAAUAUCACAAGUUUAUCUGAAAAAUAGUUUUGUAGUACAUGUGGUGCCAAUAUGGACAGCAAUAUCGUCAAAGCUGGAAGUUAUAGUCAGUUUUUGCUGAUUCUAAUAAGAACAACUAUUUUGCAGAUGUUUUUGUAUUCACAAGCCUCUGAGGUACUGUACCUCUUUUAAACGACAUAGUCCACACUUUGGUGCUACAAAAUGGAUGCUGGCUUUUUGCUUUCGGCUUGGGAAAACUGUGCACCACAAUGCAAACGUUUAUUCAGUUUGGAAGCUGAGAAUAUUACUGCAUUAUAGUGACUUUAAGUUCUGUCUGGCUGUUCACUACUCGUUGCUGUUAGAUUUUCAAAACAGUAGUACAUCUGAGAUUCAUUCCACCAGCACUAAGCUUUUACCAGGUUCACUUUAUAUAAGUCCACAUCUACUAGUUUUUGUAGUUCAGAAUAUGUAUGUUUUAUAAUGUUUACACUGUGUGCUGACCGAGUGCUUUAAUACGCUCACAAAACCAAACACGAUGAGUUGAGACAAGCAGCAGACUAUUUCUAGGUCUUGUUCCAAUAUCUUUAACAUUCAUCUAUCCUUCCUUCCUCAUAGUAAUCACUGAUCUAAUGUAAUACAUUGGAUUAUCUUUUUCCUAUCCUAGUUAUGUCAGCUCAGUGAUUACUGCAAGAAAGUGAGGGAGGCAUGGAGAAUGGUUGAUUAUUCCAGCAGGGCCAUUGACUGAAUGAAACUCUUUGAAGAGGGAAGAACCAUAUAAUUUUUUUGAAGAUAUGAUCACACAUAUUGUGUUAAUUAGUAGGCUAUUUUAGCAACCUCUUGGCCCUAGUGGACAGUUGUCGAAUAGAUUGAAACAUUUAUUUGGUAAUAGUAGUUGUGGAAUUGGAAUAGUAACACUUGGUUGACUGACACAACUUUUCUAUUGUUUGACAUUUAGUUCACUAGAUCAGUGUUUCUCAACAGUUUUCAUUCAAAACUGUGGUUCUCCUCAGUGUACAUUCAAAUUAAGAUAUUUUGGAGUACAUCUUAGAUAAAACGAGGCUGCGAAGCACUGCACUAAAAUAAACUUGGUUAUCCACUAGUUUGAGCAUAUUUGAUAGGGCCAUGAUGUUGAAAGAAGAGUAUUGAAGUAAAUGUGUAUAUGCUAUAGGGCCUAUUUAUUGCUACAUAAAGACCAAGUAUUCAGAAGAAACCUAAUUUGGACAGGAAGUGCAGCACUCACAAUUUGCCUACUAGUGGUUUGCGUACAUGCCUUUUUCUUUUUCACAGAAUUACCAAAUAAGUUUGAGCAUUUUGUACAUUUAUCUACUCAAGUAGAUAUAUAGAAAGUUUGAGUUUACUGCGUGAAGACAGAGCUCAGUGUAUUAUAUUUUCCUAUAAAUAUUCCCACUACUAUAGUAGGGUAUCUGAUGAUCUGUUCAAAUGUCAGAAGUACAAACAUUGGUCAAUUUCAUUUUUGCUACUGUUGUACAUUGACUGCAGAUGAAUAAAAAUCACAUUUAAAUAAAAUCGACCUGGGUUUUAA
Molecule: messenger RNA, 3428 nt
Organism: Salvelinus namaycush (lake trout)
Lineage: Eukaryota; Metazoa; Chordata; Actinopteri; Salmoniformes; Salmonidae
Gene: mif4gdb
Product: MIF4G domain containing b
Exons: 6
Coding region: 100-765 (221 amino acids)
Biological process (GO): regulation of translational initiation
Cellular component (GO): cytosol
Molecular function (GO): translation activator activity; RNA binding; protein binding
Source: RefSeq, a predicted model, not a curated record